This is a messenger RNA of Budorcas taxicolor (takin), 2617 nucleotides long. It is a transcript of the gene GRSF1, whose product is annotated as G-rich RNA sequence binding factor 1. NCBI's taxonomy places the organism in Eukaryota, Metazoa, Chordata, Mammalia, Artiodactyla, Bovidae. Gene Ontology annotation, molecular function: RNA binding. Gene Ontology annotation, cellular component: nucleoplasm; ribonucleoprotein complex. Gene Ontology annotation, biological process: regulation of RNA splicing. The record is from RefSeq and is a predicted model, not a curated record. Bases 19 to 1461 code for a protein of 480 amino acids. The transcript is spliced from 10 exons.
GCGCCGCCUCCCGAGUCCAUGGCCGGGACGCGCUGGGUGCUCGGGGCGCUGCUCCGGGGCUGCGGCUGCAACUGCAGCAGCUGCCGGCGCACCGGCGCCGCCUGCCUGCCCUUCUACUCGACCGCCGGCUCCUUUCCCUCGGGAGUCUCGGGCCGCCGCCGCCUGCUGCUGCUGCUCGGGGCCGCCGCGGCCGCCGCCUCUCAGACGCGAGGCUUCCAGAGCGGGCCUGUGACCGCCGGGAGGCUGGCGGGCCCUCCCACCGCGGCCGCGUCCGCCGCCGCCGCGGCCGCCGCCUCAUACCCAGCCCUGCGCUCCCCUUUGCUGCCGCAGUCACUGGCGGCGGCUGCGGCGGGCCCGGCCCGGGGCUACAGCCAGGAAUCCAAAACUACCUACCUGGAGGAUCUUCCACCUCUCCCUGAGUAUGAAUUGCCUCCGUCCAAGUUGGGAGAGGAAGUGGAUGAUGUUUAUCUCAUUCGAGCUCAAGGAUUGCCAUGGUCUUGCACUGUAGAAGAUGUGCUUAGCUUUUUCUCAGACUGCAGAAUUCGCAAUGGUGAGAAUGGAAUUCACUUCCUCUUAAAUAGAGAUGGGAAACGAAGGGGUGAUGCCUUAAUUGAAAUGGAGUCAGAGCAGGAUGUGCAAAAAGCCUUAGAAAAACACCGCAUGUACAUGGGACAGCGGUAUGUGGAAGUUUAUGAGAUAAACAAUGAAGAUGUGGAUGCCUUAAUGAAGAGCCUGCAUGUCAAAUCUGCACCUGUGGUAAAUGAUGGCGUGGUUCGCUUGAGAGGACUUCCUUAUAGUUGCAACGAGAAAGACAUCGUAGAUUUCUUUGCAGGACUGAAUAUAGUAGACAUUACUUUUGUCAUGGAUUAUAGAGGGAGAAGAAAAACAGGAGAAGCCUAUGUGCAGUUUGAAGAACCAGAAAUGGCCAGCCAAGCCCUUUUGAAACACAGGGAAGAAAUUGGCAACCGAUAUAUAGAGAUAUUUCCAAGCAGAAGGAAUGAAGUUCGAACACAUGUUGGUUCUCAUAAGGGAAAGAAAAUAGCAUCUUCUCCCACUGCUAAAUAUAUAACUGAGCCAGAAAUGGUCUUUGAAGAGCAUGAAGUAAAUGAGGAUAUCCGACCUAUGACAGCUUUUGAAAGUGAGAAGGAAAUAGAAUCGCCUAAGGAGAUGUCAGAAAAGCUUCCAGAGGCUGUUGAUUUUGGAACUACGUCUUCACUACAUUUUGUCCACAUGAGAGGAUUGCCUUUCCAAGCCAAUGCCCAAGACAUUAUAAAUUUUUUUGCUCCAUUGAAGCCUGUUAGAAUCACCAUGGAAUACAGUUCCAGUGGGAAGGCCACUGGAGAAGCUGAUGUGCACUUCGAUACCCAUGAGGAUGCUGUUGCAGCUAUGCUCAAGGAUCGGUCCCAUGUUCACCAUAGGUAUAUUGAAUUGUUCCUGAAUUCAUGUCCGAAAGGAAAAUAAAACUUCAAAGGAUUCCAGAUAAUAAGGAUGAAGCAAGAAGCAUUUCAUUUGCACGUCUUUCUUGGACUUGGGAUCUAAAGUUCCAGUUUUUUAGCGUCAACUGCUAGAGAAGUGAUUUCAAGAUUUUGGAUUAAUUGCUUAAAAGAAAAAUUCCAUAGUGGACUGUUCAGAGAAAAAGAUUCAGUUUAGGAUUAUGAUACAAACCUCAAAUUUAGUUUUUUUGUUUAAAUUGUCCAGGAUCUGUUUUAAAAAUCUGGUCUUUAUUUUAUAUAAUUGAAGUUUGUUUUCAUAAAUGAUUUGUGACCCAGAAUGCUACAUAUUUUUAUUCAGCACUGUCCUUCAAAAUCUUUCUCCCAUUUUAAAAAUUAUCCGUUUGAGGUUUUGGUUUUUGCCUAUGAAUUAAGAGAUACAGUGUAAAACUUUUCAUGGAAUAAAAUACUGAUUUAUUUUAGCCAAAUGCUCACCAAAGCAAGGAAAGGUUUCAGGCCCUUGAACCAUUAUAGUUUUGCAGAGUUAUUUUAAUUUUAGAUGUAUUUGAUUACUUAGAUGGGGUAGGAAUUAAAAAAAUAAAUAAAUACCACAUGUUAGUGUAAAUGACAAUAAUUUGGCAGUUUUAUGUCUUUAGAAAUGUUUUGCCUUUUUCAGCCUUGUGCUAAAGGCAUUUAAUAUUGGUGCCUGUAUGAUUAAGGAGGGAAUUACAGUCUCAACUUAAAAGUUGUCUAACCCAUCCCCUCCUCAUCCCAGUGCCCACCCCACCCCCACCCCCACCAAUCAUCUUGUUUUGAUUUUUGGGUAAACCUUAAGGUGUGUGUUAGUCUGAGAACUGUGAAGUGACAUGUCAUAACAGUCCUGACUUGUAAGGACAUUAAUGGCUUCACUUGAAUUUAAACCAGCUCUAGGUAGGAAAAAAUCUUGUCUCCUCAUUUGCUUUUUCAGUGGGGUAGCACAUCCCAUAUUUUAGAACAAGUAGGGGUGCCUUGCUUAAAUAAAAAUAGCAUUUAAUGUAUAAUUGUGUGAAAGGUUUAUGGGUAAAGCUGUAUUUCUGUCACAUUGUGGCAGUACCUUCUGCUUUAAUAUUAAACAGCUUGUUAUUUAAAUACUGGAUCAAAUUGGCUGGCUUCAAACUGUAGUCAUUAAUAAACUAACUUUAUGUGCA